Molecule: messenger RNA, 515 nt
Organism: Epinephelus moara (kelp grouper)
Lineage: Eukaryota; Metazoa; Chordata; Actinopteri; Perciformes; Serranidae
Product: zinc finger BED domain-containing protein 4-like
Exons: 2
Coding region: 1-501 (166 amino acids)
Source: RefSeq, a predicted model, not a curated record
AUGGCUGUGGCAAAAUAUAUUGCAAAGGAAAACGCUGGCUUUAAUACAGUGGACAGCAAGGCUUUCAGAGAAAUGGCACCGCAAUGCCUAAACGAAGGAAUGCGGGCGUGGGGAAUAAAAGAGAAAAAGAUAGCCUGCAUCACAACAGACAACGGUGCAAAUAUCGUUGCGGCUGUGAGAGAGCUACAGUGGCCAUGGCUCAGCUGCUUUGGGCACAAUUUAAACGUGGCCGACAACAAUUCACUGAGCAAAGAAAAAAGAAGAACCGAUCGGGCUUUCGGUGUGUGCCGCUCAAUCAACGCAGCCUUCUCACACUCCUGGCAGAGACGUAAAGCACAAGAGGAACUGGGUCUGCCAGAUCACCGUCUGAUAACAGACGGCGCAAUGCGCUGGGGGUCCAAGUUUGCAAUGACAGAGAGAAUCCUCGAACAGUUAUCUGCCAUAAAGACAGUGUACGCAGAUGACAGGAGCCACAGUAACCUACCCCAGGGGCGAUUCUAGGAUCAGAGCUUUAG